UUUAAUGUUUCUUUUAUUAUUUUUUUGUUUAAUGUUAUGGCUUUUAACCCGCAAAUACGUCUCUGAACAAUAAAAUCCUGCCAAACACGGUGACCCUACACGCACACCCCAGGCGGGAGGCAGAGAGAGGGGCGGGGGGUGGCGAGCCUGUGAGAAAAUGGAGGGACCCUCCGGCUCCGCAGAGGAAGGGGAGCUGCCCCUCCUCACUGUCAAGCACGAGCUGAAGAACGCAAAUUUGACAGGCCAUGCAGAGAAGGUUGGCAUUGAAAACUUCGAACUCUUGAAAGUUCUUGGAACAGGAGCUUAUGGAAAAGUAUUUCUUGUGAGGAAAAUAAGUGGCCAUGAUAAUGGAAAGCUGUAUGCCAUGAAAGUAUUGAAAAAAGCAACAAUAAUUCAAAAAGCCAAAACAACAGAGCACACAAGGACGGAACGACAAGUACUGGAACAUAUUAGGCAAUCACCAUUUUUGGUCACAUUGCACUAUGCUUUCCAGACAGACACAAAACUUCAUCUCAUUUUAGGUGAACCAUCUUACUCUCUUCAUCAGUAUUAUGUGUGGAGCAAAAGUUCAAACCGUGCAAGUUUGCCAAAUUAUAUAAAUGGAGGAGAACUUUUUACUCACCUUUCUCAAAGAGAAAGAUUUACAGAAAAUGAGGUGCAGAUAUACAUUGGAGAAAUUGUACUGGCUCUUGAACACCUGCACAAGUUGGGGAUUAUAUAUCGAGAUAUAAAACUUGAGAAUAUUCUACUUGAUUCUAAUGGCCACGUUGUGCUGACAGACUUUGGUCUGAGUAAGGAGUUUCUUACAGAUGAAAAUGAGAGAGCAUAUUCUUUUUGCGGAACUAUAGAAUACAUGGCUCCAGAUAUUGUCAGAGGAGGAGACACCGGACAUGACAAGGCUGUUGAUUGGUGGAGUCUUGGUGUUCUUAUGUAUGAAUUAUUAACUGGAGCAUCACCUUUUACAGUUGAUGGAGAGAAAAAUUCCCAAGCUGAGAUUUCUAGGAGAAUAUUAAAAAGUGAACCUCCGUAUCCCCAAGAAAUGAGUGCUUUAGCUAAAGAUGUAAUUCAGCGUCUUUUGAUGAAAGAUCCCAAGAAAAGGCUGGGCUGUGGUCCAGGUGGUGCUGAUGAAAUCAGACAACAUCCCUUCUUUCAGAAAAUAAACUGGAACGAUUUAGCUGCCAAAAAAAUACCAGCUCCGUUUAAACCAGUAAUCCGGGAUGAGUUGGAUGUUAGUAACUUUGCAGAGGAGUUUACAGAAAUGGAUCCCACAUACUCUCCUGCAGCCACACCACAGACUUCAGAGAGAAUAUUUCAGGGAUAUUCUUUUGUUGCUCCUUCUAUCUUGUUUAAACGCAAUGCAGCCACAGUAGAUCCUGUUCAAUUUCAUAUGGGAGUUGAAAGACCUGGAGUUACAGCUAUUGCCAGAAGUGCUAUGACGAAGGACUCUCCAUUUUAUCACCACUAUGAACUGGAUCUGAAAGAGAAACCACUGGGAGAAGGAAGUUUUUCCAUCUGUCGAAAGUGUUUACACAAGAAAACUAGCCAAGAAUAUGCAGUAAAAAUAAUUAGCAAAAGAAUGGAAGCCAACACCCAGAGGGAAAUAACAGCUUUGAAACUCUGUGAAGGACACCCCAAUGUAGUGAAGUUGCAUGAAGUUUAUCAUGAUCAGCUUCACACAUUUCUAGUAAUGGAACUACUGAAGGGAGGAGAAUUGCUUGAACGCAUUCAGAAAAAGAAACACUUCAGUGAGACAGAAGCCAGUUAUAUUAUGCGCAAACUUGUUUCAGCUGUGAGCCACAUGCAUGAUGUAGGAGUCGUCCAUAGAGAUCUGAAACCUGAGAAUUUAUUGUUCACAAAUGAAAAUGAUGAUUCAGAAAUAAAAAUAAUUGAUUUUGGAUUUGCUCGGUUAAAACCACCUGAUAAUCAGCCUCUUAAAACUCCAUGUUUUACUCUUCAUUAUGCUGCUCCAGAGCUCUUGAAUCACAAUGGUUAUGAUGAAUCCUGUGAUCUCUGGAGUUUGGGGGUUAUUUUGUAUACAAUGCUGUCAGGACAGGUACCCUUCCAGUCUCAAGACAAAGGUUUAACAUGCAUUAGUGCAUUGGAAAUUAUGAAGAAAAUUAAAAAAGGAGAAUUCUCCUUUGAAAGAGAAGCCUGGAAGAAUGUAUCUCAAGAAGCCAAAGAUUUGAUACAAGGACUUCUUACAGUGGAUCCAAAUAAAAGAAUUAAAAUGUCCAGCUUGAGAUACAGUGAAUGGCUUCAAGAUGGGAGCCAGCUGUCAUCCAAUCCUCUAAUGACUCCUGAUAACUUAGGCUCUUCAGGAGCUGCUGUACAUACAUACGUCAAAGCAACCUUUCAUGCCUUUAACAAGUACAAAAGGGAAGGAUUUUGCCUCCAGAAUGUUGACAAGGCACCUCUUGCUAAAAGAAGGAAGAUGAAAAAGACAAGUACAAGCACAGAGACACGUAGCAGUUCCAGUGAAAGUUCACAUUCUUCCUCCUCUCAUUCUCAUGGUAAAACUACACCAACAAAAACCCUGCAGCCAGCAAAUCCUGCAGACAGCAAUAACCCAGAAACCAUCUUCCAGUUCUCUGACUGAAAAGCAGAGAAAUAUCCUCUCUCGAACAAUUAAGAGGUGAUAAGCCUGGUAGUACUUGUCCCUCCUUGGAACAGAGGGAUUACAGGGAUAUGUUCAUUGCUUUGAACAACUUGUUUCAUUUCUGCCUUUUUAGCUUUUUGUUUCAAGACAUUUGGUUUUAGUAUUAGUUCAGAAUCACUGGAUGUGGUAUAAUAUUGUGAAUACAACCAACAUUGAACUCUCAUAGGGCUGGAUUGGUAUGCAGUCUAGUCCUGAGUAAGGGGUAAUCACAUUGUUGUUUUAUCCCUGGAGGAAGAGUGUUACUGAGAGGCAUAAUCUCCUUUCAGUUUUCCCACUGUUCCAGGGAGGGAAUAUGCUGUAAAAGUCAAUGUGUACUCCCAGAAAUGCUGUGUAACUAGGCAUGUUGUGGGGAGCAGAGUCAAGAGUCCUCCUGCCCAUCUGCAUAAGGAGGGUCAUAGCAGCUCUGGUUUCCUCCGCACACAAGUAAUGGCAGUACAGUGCACUAAAGCAAGAGGCCAUUUUACAUCACUUCUAACCCCCUUGUGUUGGUGCAUAGGAUGGGCUAGAACCUGGACCUUAUUUUGGAAUUUAAGAACAGAGAUUAACAUAAAAGGAGUACCAUUAUGCUGUUUUACAAAUUUAUUCCUUAAAUUUGGUUUUACGCUACUCAGAAUAUAACAGUCUUAUAUUAUCUAGAUCGGGGUAGGCAACCUAUGGCACGGGUGCCGAAGGCGGCACACGAGCUGAUUUUCAGUGGCACUCCCACUGCCCAGGUCGUGACCACCA
Molecule: messenger RNA, 3382 nt
Organism: Mauremys mutica (yellowpond turtle)
Lineage: Eukaryota; Metazoa; Chordata; Testudines; Geoemydidae
Gene: RPS6KA5
Product: ribosomal protein S6 kinase A5
Biological process (GO): protein phosphorylation; regulation of DNA-templated transcription; intracellular signal transduction
Molecular function (GO): protein serine/threonine kinase activity; ATP binding; magnesium ion binding
Source: RefSeq, a predicted model, not a curated record